Molecule: messenger RNA, 3401 nt
Organism: Bombyx mandarina (wild silkworm)
Lineage: Eukaryota; Metazoa; Arthropoda; Insecta; Lepidoptera; Bombycidae
Gene: grsm
Product: probable aminopeptidase NPEPL1 granny smith protein
Biological process (GO): proteolysis
Cellular component (GO): cytoplasm
Molecular function (GO): metalloaminopeptidase activity; manganese ion binding
Source: RefSeq, a predicted model, not a curated record
CAAUGAUUUGGCAAGUUGUGGGAGUGUUCAUUUUUAAGUUUACACUUUCUUUAUACAAAAAACAAACAAAACCUUUCUUUUUACCGUUACAGACAAUUACUCUAAGAUUUAAAUGAAAAUCAUUAUCAAUGAGAACUAAUUAAAAUAAUACCGUAAAAAUUAAGCGAACAAUUAAAACGUUCGCACAAUGUCGAAUGCAACUGUAAACAUAAAGUUCCAGUGGGGCUUGAAGUCCUCAGAUCCCGAACAACUACCAGUUUUGGUCAUAGGGCAGUCGGGACAUCUUAAUCAGCUUUCUUGGAGUGAUGUCCGCUGUAAACUUGAGCCCAGAGUCACUGAGGAGGCAUGGAAACGAGGUCUAUCUUGUGUAUCAACAUCACCAGGUGAAUCCUGUGAGCUGUGGCCGCGAGCCGUGACAUUGGCCUCGUUACCAGCACGGCGCUCUCGUCAUGCAGCACCUUCUAGGGCUCAUGCCCUGGCCAAAAUUGUUAGAGCAACUCAGCGUACUACCGAUGAGGCUAUAGUGCUGGUGUGCCGCAAGCGCGACGUGUACGCGAGCUGCAUGGGCAUCGCCCGCUCCUACCCGCUGUACCACGCGCGCUCCUCGCCGCCGCCCGCGCGCGCGCUCUCCGUCGAGAUCCUGCUCGUCGCCGAGGACAAGCUCGAAGGUGAAUCCGAAGAUGAGGGUGUGGGACCUACAGACCCGUCGCUGCUGGACGGGGCGCUGUCCCUCGAGGAACUGACCACCAUCCACCAAGCGGCCGACGCCACUCGCCUGGCUGCCAGGAUCACCGACACCCCCACUAAUAUAAUGAACGUCGAUAAAUUUAUUGAGGAAGCGUGCAACGUGGCCAAGGAGCUGGACAUCCCGGAGCCGUGCAUCAUCCGGGGGGAGGAGCUGCGUGCGCGCGGCAUGGGCGGGCUGUACGGCGUGGGGCGCGCCGCCAGCUGCCCGCCCGCGCUCGUCACGCUGUCCUACGCCGCGCCCGCCGCCGCGCGCACCGUGGCCUGGGUCGGGAAGGGCAUCGUGUACGACACCGGCGGCCUCAGCAUCAAGGCGAGGGCCUCGAUGGUGGGCAUGAAGGGCGACUGCGGAGGCGCCGCUGCGGUGCUGGGAGCCUUCGCCCUCACCGUCAAAGCGAAGCCCGAGUUUAACCUGCACGCCGUUCUUUGCCUCGCCGAGAACUCCGUAGGACCUAACGCCACGAGGCCUGACGACGUGCACACCCUGUAUUCUGGACGCACCGUCGAGAUCAACAACACGGACGCCGAGGGUCGGCUGGUGCUGAGCGACGGCGUGGUGUACGCGCACCGAGACCUCAAGGCCGACACCAUCGUGGACGUGGCAACACUCACCGGAGCGCAGGGCACUGCGACGGGCAAGCAGCACGCGGCGGUGCUGUGCAACGGCGCGGCGCUGGAGGCGGCGGCGGUGCGCGCGGGGCUGCGCUGCGCGGAGCUGGCGCACGCGCUGCCCUUCGCGCCCGAGCUGCACUUCGCCGAGUUCACCAGCUGCGUGGCCGACAUGAAGAACAGCGUCGCGGACCGCAACAACGCGCAGCCGUCGUGCGCGGGGCUGUUCAUCCUGGCGCACCUCGGGUUCGACUUCCCGGGACAGUGGCUGCACGUGGACAUGGCCUCGCCCUCCGUCUGCGGCGAGCGUGCUACCGGCUACGGGGUGUCACUGCUGGCCGUGCUGUUCGGCGCGCGCACCGGGUCCCGCCUGCUGCGCGCGCUCAGCCCCCUCGGUCGACUGUGAGCACCACCCCAGGGUCACCAGUGCUCAUCGCCCACGCGUGUGAGUACAGUAAUCAAAAGAAACACCCGGACGUACAGAGCCGAGGUACGGCGAAGAAACAACAAAUUAGGUACAAUUUAUAGUUUUUUAUAAAUCUAUUUUAUAGUAAGCAUAAUAAUUAACUUUAUUGGUUAUUUUAUGAAUAAAACCAUCCUGACACUCUAACGCUGGCAUGCGUGCGAUAGUAAAUGAUGUCCAGAGACCACGUCGCUAAGGAUACAGAAACAUGUACUUUGAAUGUCGAUAAGUAUAGUACGUCGAUGAAAAUAAUGUUAUUUAAUAUCUCAAGAUCUAAUAUAAAAUGCAUUUGAAGAAGAAGAUGUCAUUGUGUCAAGUUACGCGAACCGGCGCCACGUACACGGCCGCUCUGGUUGUAACCCGAAGUUUCAAAGGGCUCAAUCAGCGCGCAAUGUACAGCGUCGAUUUUGAUAAUACUGUUUUAAGCCACGAAAAAAAUGUUCAUUGGUUCACGUUAUUGACUAUGUCAGUAGCCGGUAGUAGGGAGGCCCCGCCCGGCGCAUGUCGGUCGCCUAGCUGGCAUGCUUUCCGGACUGGAAGACCUCAUGCCUCAAGCCGCCCCGACCGGCGUUAAGUAAGCACCGUCAUCUACAUCGGUAUGAUUUUUUUGUAUGACACAGCGAUAUAGGGCAUAGAUAUACAGUAAUCCCCCUUAUAACACGGUACCUUUAUAACGCGAUUUCAGUCCCCCGUAUAACACGGGCAUUCCCCCAUAUAACGUGGGGAUUUCUAACGUUAUAUUUCUGUACAGUGAAAUUUAAUAUCUGUACAGUUCAUAAUUACUUUGGCGUACCUUUGCACAUUGUGUCAAUUGUGUUCUUAUAAAAAUAAAUUAAAUUAAUUUAUUAAAUUUGUGUUCCUAGUUUUUGAAUUGUAAAAACAUUGGCAUUAUUGUAUUACAUAUGUACAUAUAUAAUUUUUGUAUAUAACGCGUUAUGUGGGGUCAUACAAAAGCGUUUUUUGUGAAUACUACAACGCGUUUCCUAUAACGCGGGACCAAUCUACCGUGUAAUAGGGGGAGAAUUACUGUAAAUAUAAAAAAAAAACAGUCUGUAGCGAAGUGUCGCUGCCAGCAACGCGAACCAACGAGCUUCUUAUGAAAAUAGAGAGUACUAAACAAAAAUCAGUUUUUUUUAAUAGUAUUUUUAUAAUUAUUAGCCAUUAUAUUUAUUUAGGUACAAACAUUUUGUUCUAAACGACCUUCCAAAAUGAGCGAUGUACCUAACUAAAGGGUGAUAAUAUUUUAAAAUUAAUAAUUUUUGUAUGAAUUUGAUCCGCAAUGAAAAAGCGCCUUAAAAUAAAACGAAUAAGCAAUAUUAAGUAAUUUAAUUAAUGUACAAUAAAACUGUUGUUUGUAAAAUUGUUACCAUCUCGUUCAACUUACAAAAUGUAAUGUUGUACUAUAUUAAUGUAUUUGUAAGUGAAAAUAGCGUGGAAAGUAUUUUAAUGCUUAUCUAGAAUACAGGGUUUUGUGUAUCCUUCAACUAUUUGAGUCGACUAUUAUCAAAGCCGGCAAUGUGACUUUUGGACAAUUAUUGGUAAAUCAGAAAAACGAAUUAUUGACUUUGUAUUCCAUUGGCAGUCA